Molecule: messenger RNA, 2163 nt
Organism: Arabidopsis thaliana (thale cress)
Lineage: Eukaryota; Viridiplantae; Streptophyta; Magnoliopsida; Brassicales; Brassicaceae
Exons: 10
Coding region: 116-1747 (543 amino acids)
Source: RefSeq, marked reviewed
UCUUUCCUCACUCUUUUUCUUCUUACAUACAAAAAAAAAAUCCACUAAAAAAAAUCCUUGAAUACCAAAUUUAACCAAUCGAAUUUUCAAGUCUGCGUGUGUAUACCUCUGACAAAUGCCAGGAACAAUACAAGUUUCAGUUCUUGGUCUUAUCGAUGUUCAGACAUCUUCUCCAGGUUCUUCAAACACUUCCAUUAAAGUUGCUAUGGGAAAGCUAGAGUAUCAAACUUCAGAUUCAGGAGACUACAUUUUUCCAGUUACGAGGCUCCGAGAGAAUUUGAUUGUUACUCUGUUAGAUGUUAAUGGAAACCAAAUAUUACAGAAAGAGAUAGAGACAAGAAUGAUAAUAGAGAGUGGUUUCUUGGAAGAGAAACUUUCAUUCAAUGGCUAUGGAAAUGUUCAAUUGAAAAUGCAGUUUGUUCUCAGUGAGGAAGAUCGAAAUCGCAUACGUUUCUUGAGACAAUCUGCAUUGCGAAAGAAGCAUGAGGAGCUUGUCAAUGGCAGUUCUUUUACCAAAUCUAAAAGCAUUGCUUCAGAUUUGUCAUCUUUAAGUUCAAUGCAAUCUCGAGACAUCGUGGCUGUUGCUAGUUCAAAGACAAAUCUUGGUCUGUCUCAAGAAACAAAGCUGAAAACUAAUGCAGAUAGAGAUCCGGUUUCGUCAAAUCUUAUAAUGUGGAAGCCUGAAGUAAAAGAUUCAGUCGAGAAGACGAAUAUUCAACUAUCUUCUUCAGAUGUUUCUUCAAGCAAGAAGGUUCCCGAGGUUAAAAAACUCGAAAGUGUAUCGUUAGUGAAGCAAGAAGAUAAGGGUUUGAACAAACCAAGCAAGAAGCUUAUAGAGGCCGAGAGUGUAUUGUUAGUGAAGCAGGAAGAUAAGGGAUUGAGCAAACCGAGAAAGAAGUUUACAGAGGCUAAAACCCCCGAGAGUGUAUCGUUAGUGAAGCAAGAAGAGACGGGUUUGAGCAAACCGGAAAGAAAGCCUAAACGGAAGUCAAUGAGGCGGAGUAUGUCAGAUUCAAAUUUGAACAAUGUGCGGAAAAUGAUUAGCAACUUUGAGGUCAAAGUUACUCAGGAUACAAAAAUUAGGACAGCGAAGAUUCAAACUGAUUCUUGUAAAGAUGCGGAGGAGAAAACUAAGGCGCAACCACCAGCGGAAAGCACUGUGAAUCUAGAGAAAUCGGAAGAAAGGAAGAUAAUAAGCUUUAAUAAUAUGGAGAAGUCAGUGUGUAGUGAUAACACAGAUAGAUGUGAUGAUUUAGUAAUAGUUUCAAGAGAUGAAAGGACAAUGGAUAUAGAGGACAAGAGUCUUGAGCAUAGCACUAGAAGAAGUGACUUGUUAAGUACGCAAAGACGAAGUUUGGUGGUAGAAGUAAGGGAUGAUGAGAAGAAACAGAACAAAUCUGUGUGGUUGAAAGAUUCUCAACUUGAGAAUGCACGAGGAUCUCGUCUCUGGAUAUUUCCAGAUGAGGCAAAAGAUUUGUGUUGCGAAACAGAUUUAGGAACAAGACAUUUGGAUUUGGAUUUAGCAGAAGCAAAUUUGUUACAAAAAAGGAUAGACGAGUCUACUAGGGAAAACAUCGGUGAGAGGGGAAGCCGUUGCAUAAACAUCGCGAAAAUAAAUAGCAACAACAAGUGGACGAACAUUGAGCGAUCAAAGAAACAAAAGUCUGAGAACUCUGCAGAGUCAGAAAGUUCAGGACGACCUGUUGGGCAAGUGAGUUUAUCAACCGACAUGUUUAGGGCUUAUUGACAAACCAAAAUCUUUUCAUCAUAUUGUUGUAACUUUCAGGUGAUGCGUGCGUUGAUCGUGGUGGGUUUUGCAGGAUUGGUGUUUUUGACACGACAAUGAACUUAAACAGGUUUCUGUCCGCUUAAAAAUGAAGCCGUUUUGAACUCUGUUUUGUUUCUUGUUACGGACGAAAGUUAAAGUAAAGUAGGGUUCUUGUGUUAUAAGCUUUCCCUGAUAUUUCCUUCCUUCGAUAAUGCUUUCUGCAGAUGAGCCAAUACUGCGUUUGAGAGGAUUGGAUCAGUUCUUUUAAACUUAUACUUGUAUUAUUGCACAUAUUUAUAGUUUUCAAUAACACGCUUUCAGGCGUUAAAUAAAAUUUCAAGUUUCCAAUUCUUCAGGUGCCAAUUGAUCAAACAGAAAUAUUUGGUUAAAUGUGA